This is a messenger RNA of Helianthus annuus (common sunflower), 895 nucleotides long. RefSeq names its product 50S ribosomal protein L10, chloroplastic. Bases 72 to 761 code for a protein of 229 amino acids. The transcript has a single exon. NCBI's taxonomy places the organism in Eukaryota, Viridiplantae, Streptophyta, Magnoliopsida, Asterales, Asteraceae. Gene Ontology annotation, cellular component: large ribosomal subunit. Gene Ontology annotation, molecular function: structural constituent of ribosome. The record is from RefSeq and is a predicted model, not a curated record. Gene Ontology annotation, biological process: translation.
AAGAGAUAAGGUAGUAGCAGCAUACCAUACCCAAUCCUAAACCCACACCGCCAUUUCUUCCCCAAACAACAAUGGAAGCCACCCUCUUCACCACCCUCCCACCACCCUCAUCCACCACAAUCUCCCUCAAAUCCCACUUCCACAACCCGUUACUCCUCCACCCCACCACCCUCCACCACCGCAAACCCACCCGAACACCCCUCACAAUCCGCUCCGCAAUCAGCCGCACAAAGAAAGAAGAAACCGUCGAAACCGUCAAACAACAGCUCGAAGGCUGCCACCUCAUCGCCGGAAUCAACUACAAAGGCUUCACGGUCCAACAAUUCCAACAACUCCGUACAACGUUCCCAGACUCCACCAAGCUCAUUGUCGCCAAAAACACACUCGUCAUCAAGGCUAUUGAAGGCACUCCAUGGGAGCCGUUGAAACCAUGUAUGAAAGGGAUGAAUGCGUGGCUUUUUGUCCAUAGUGAGGAGAUACCAGCUGCUAUUAAGCCGUACAGGACCUUUCAGAAGGAGAAGAAGUUGGAGGAGAAUGAUUUUAGUGGGGCGGUUUUUGAAGGGAAAUAUUAUCCCCCUGAGGAGUUUAAGGUUUUGGAGAAUUUACCGACAAGAGCCGAGGUUUAUGCCAAGCUAUUAGGGUCGUUGAAGGGGCCCGCGACGUCCGUUGUCGGGACGUUGCAGGCGCCCGCCAGGAAUUUGGUUAUGACUUUGAAGGCCUAUGUGAACAAGUUGGAAGAAGAGGGUGGUGCAGGGCAAUGAGGAAUGUAAGUGUUUUGCAGGUUGUUGUGUAGAAUUUUGUAAAAUUACAUUCAACUAUUGUUUAUGAAAUGAAAAUGUUGAUUUGUUGCUACAAGUUGGGUGGUGUAAGCAUAGAUAGUUGAUUUUAGCCAUGA